This is a messenger RNA of Aspergillus campestris IBT 28561, 1311 nucleotides long. It is a transcript of the gene erg8, whose product is annotated as phosphomevalonate kinase. NCBI's taxonomy places the organism in Eukaryota, Fungi, Ascomycota, Eurotiomycetes, Eurotiales, Aspergillaceae. Bases 1 to 1311 code for a protein of 436 amino acids. Gene Ontology annotation, cellular component: peroxisome. Gene Ontology annotation, molecular function: phosphomevalonate kinase activity; ATP binding. The transcript has 3 exons. The record is from RefSeq and is a predicted model, not a curated record. Gene Ontology annotation, biological process: isopentenyl diphosphate biosynthetic process, mevalonate pathway; ergosterol biosynthetic process.
AUGGCUCACAACUCCGUCACCACCGCCUUGUCCGCCCCGGGCAAGGUGCUCCUCGCCGGAGGCUACCUCGUCUUGGACCGCAAUUACAGCGGAACCGUCUUUGCCCUCGAUGCGAGAAUUCACGUCAUCGUCCAGCAGCGGAGACGGACCCAUCGGCGGGGGACCUCCGGGUCCGGCACCGCGGCCACGCUGGAGACGCAGCCCGCCGACGACGGCAGUGUCGUAGACGACCAGGAUGCCGAAGACACCAUCGUCGUCCGCUCGCCGCAGUUUGACGGCGCCACGUGGGAGUAUGGAGUGCAGCGCUGCGAGAACGGCGGAGGGAUCCGUGUCACCCAGAAGAACGAGGGGAAACACAACCCCUUCGUCGAGACCUCCCUCAACUACGCCCUGACCUACAUCAGCUACGUCGCCGACUCUAAGGACUUCGGCGCCCUGUCCAUCACCAUCCUAGCAGACAGCGACUACUACUCGGAAACCCCCACCUCCAAGGCCUCCACCGGCCGCUUCGUCAACUUCGGCGUCCCCCUACACGAAGCCCACAAGACGGGGCUAGGCUCCUCCGCCGCCCUCGUCACAGCCCUCGUAUCCGCCCUCGUUGUCCACCGCACCCUGCAACCCGACGACCUAGGCAUCGCGCGCGAGAAGCUCCACAACCUCGCCCAAGCCGCCCACUGCGCCGCCCAAGGCAAAGUCGGCUCCGGCUUCGACGUCGCAGCCGCCAUCUACGGCUCCUGCCUCUAUAGGCGCUUCUCCCCCAGCAUCCUCCAAAGCAUCGGCGACAUCGGCACCCCCGCCUUCGAAAACCGACUCUUCUCCAUUGUCCUCGAAUGGCGCCAGCAGCACCCCGCAACAGCCACCCAGCUCUGGGACGCCCUGCAAGCGAACAACGAGCGUCUCGUCAUCUCCCUCCAGCAGCACCGCGCGCCCCAGGAAGACCCCGCCGACAACGACUUCGCCACCAUCCGCCAGCUCCUCGGCCGCUCGCGCUCCCUCCUCCGCAGCAUGACCGCCCAGUCAGGCGUGCCCGUCGAGCCCAAGGUCCAGACCGAGCUACUCGACGCCGUCUCCGCCGUGGAGGGCGUCAUUGGCGGCGUGGUCCCCGGUGCGGGAGGCUACGACGCCAUCGCGCUGCUCAUCCGCGAUGACCUCGCUGUCAUUGAACGUCUGGAGCAGCUAUUCGCGGGCUGGAAGAGCCAGGUCGAGGAUGACUUCGGGGGCAAGAUCGGCACGGUGCGGUUGCUGGGCGUGAGGCAUGGCUCGGAUGGGGUGGUGAAUGAGUCGGUGGAGCAGUAUUCGGAGUGGAUUUAA